CUUGUUCUUCCUGUUUCCUCCGAUGGGGUCAACCACCGCGAGCCGCACUCAACAGAGGUCAAUGAAUAUGCUGCAUAGUUAGUUACUUCACACCAAAGUCUUCAACUCCAAACCAUGUCUUUGUCUUCAGUCCCUGCGCGUCUCACACUCCUCGCUCUCUUCUCUGCUACAACGUUCUAUUGCAUCUACAAAUCACGCCGCUUAAGACUCCUCAAACUCUCUCUUCACCCAAAGCCAAACCCUAACCCUAAACCCACUCUCCCUAAGAUCCUCUUCCUUUCUGAAACCGGAACCUCCAAAGCCCUCGCUCGACGUCUCCAAAGCGUUCUCGCUUCAAACGACGUCGCAUUCGACCUCGUCGAUUGCCAACACUACGAGCCCGAAGACCUCCCUAAGGAAACGCUCCUUCUCGUCGUCGCUUCCACCUGGGAAGACGGAAAGCCUCCUCCAGGUUCUCGAUUCUUCGCCACGUGGCUCGCCGAGAGCGCCAAGGACUUUAGGGUUGGUUCCUUGUUGCUCUCGCGGUGCCAAUUCGCGGUGUUCGGCGUCGGAAGCCGAGCUUAUGGAGACACAUUCAAUGCGGUCGCGAGGGAUCUCGCGAAGCAAAUGAAGGCGUUGGGCGCGACGGAGGUAGUUCCUCUUUGCGAAGGGGAUGUUGAUGGGGAUGCUGACGUGGAUGGGGUUUUCGAUCUGUGGUGUGAUAAAGUUGUUGGGUUUUUAAAAGGCGGUGGUGGUGGUUUCAAAAAUGGUGGUGCUGUUGUUGGUGGGGAAUGUGGUGUUGUUUCGAGUUCUGAAGAGGAUUCUGAUGUAGAGAGUGAGGUGGAGUCGGAGAUUGUUGAUCUUGAAGACAUUGCUGGUAAAGCUCCUUCGAGGAAGUCAGUGGCAACGGUUGAAGGGACUAAUGGGAAAUUGAAUGGCAGAAGAGAAAUGGUGACUCCGGUGAUUAGAGCAAAUUUAGUGAAGCAGGGAUAUAAAAUUAUUGGUUCACAUAGCGGCGUCAAGAUUUGUAGAUGGACCAAAUCGCAGCUUCGAGGUCGAGGAGGUUGCUACAAGCACUCAUUUUAUGGAAUCGAGAGUCAUAGGUGUAUGGAGGCAACUCCUAGCUUGGCAUGCGCAAAUAAAUGUGUUUUCUGCUGGAGGCAUCACACAAAUCCAGUAGGGAAAAGUUGGCAGUGGGAGAUGGAUGAUCCAAUAGAGAUUGUAAAUUCUGCAAUAGACCUACAUACAAAUAUGAUUAAACAAAUGAAAGGAGUUCCUGGAGUCACCUUGGAGCGAUUAAAUGAAGGUCUAUCACCACGGCACUGUGCAUUAUCUCUUGUUGGUGAACCUAUUAUGUAUCCAGAGAUAAAUGCACUUGUGGAUGAAUUGCAUAAAAGGAGGAUUUCCACUUUUCUAGUUACAAAUGCACAAUUUCCAGAGAAAAUUAAGUCACUGAAGCCUCUCACUCAGUUAUAUGUCAGUGUAGAUGCUGCAACAAAGGACUCUUUGAAGGCAAUUGAUAGACCACUGUUUGGAGAUUUCUGGGAGAGAUUCAUUGAUUCCUUGACUGCUUUAAAGGAAAAACACCAGCGAACUGUAUACCGCCUGACCCUGGUGAAAGGUUGGAAUACUGAAGAGGUUGAUGCUUAUUCUAAGCUCUUUAGUAUAGGAGAACCUGAUUUUGUUGAAAUCAAGGGAGUUACAUAUUGUGGAUCGUCCGCUACAUCAAAAUUGACAAUGGAAAACGUCCCUUGGCAUACUGAUGUGAAAACUUUCUCAGAGGCCCUGGCUCUGAAAAGCCAAGGGGAGUACGAAGUUGCAUGUGAGCAUGCUCACUCGUGUUGUGUCCUCUUAGCGAAAACUAAGAAGUUCAAAAUUGAUGGCCAGUGGUAUACAUGGAUAGACUAUGAAAAAUUUCAUGACAUGGUGGCUUCUGAAAGAACUUUUGACAGCAGAGAUUACAUGGCUGCCACACCAUCCUGGGCCAUCUAUGGAUCAGAGGAAGGUGGAUUUGAUCCAGGUCAAUUGAGAUAUAGGAAAGAGAGACAUCAUAAGUCAAGCCGCAAUCAAUCAGGUUAGAAAUUUAAGAGCCAUGUGCAGAAAUCCAUUUCCCCUUUUUUCCUUUUUUCUUCAGUGUAUAACUCAUUAGGUUAUACAAAUAUUCAAUACGAUAGCUUUUAAUACAUGGCUUUAUAAAUAGGUUAAAUCAUUUCAGUGUAUUUAAGCCUCAAUCUUUUCCCAAUCCAAAGCAGUUGAAGAGAGCAUUUUAUUUUUAUUAUUUACAACAAAUACCUACCUUGGAUUCAAUGUUGUAGUUGCAGAAUAGAGAGAAAAGUCCUGCAUCAUUUUGUUUUUGAAAUGAGAUUCGAAAAAUAUGCUUGAG
Messenger RNA from Gastrolobium bilobum, 2362 nucleotides. RefSeq names its product S-adenosyl-L-methionine-dependent tRNA 4-demethylwyosine synthase. Gene Ontology annotation, molecular function: 4 iron, 4 sulfur cluster binding; catalytic activity; FMN binding. The coding region runs from base 115 to 2058 and encodes 647 amino acids. The transcript has 8 exons. The record is from RefSeq and is a predicted model, not a curated record. Lineage: Eukaryota; Viridiplantae; Streptophyta; Magnoliopsida; Fabales; Fabaceae. Gene Ontology annotation, biological process: wybutosine biosynthetic process.